CACACUCUCUCUCUCUCUCUCUCUCUCUAGGAUUGUCAUUGAGGAUUGUACAUGUUCACUUCUUGAGUCCAGCACACACACACAGUCAUGGCUCCAGAGAAGACGAGUCACGGACUGGACAACUACGCAUUUACUUGUGACGGUCCGGACCACUUCUGUGAGUUGCCAGAGAAUGAAAAGGGAAACAAUGAUUUUUCAGAGGAGGGAGAUGGUGACAAACUAGCAUAUUGUGUCACAGAUAUUCCACCAUGGUACCUUUGCAUCAUUUUGGGGAUUCAACACUUUCUCACAGCGUUUGGUGGUAUUAUCGCCAUUCCUCUGAUCCUGUCUCAGGGUUUGUGUCUACAGCACGAUGGACUCACUCAAAGUCAUCUCAUCAACACAAUCUUCUUCGUGUCGGGGUUGUGCACUUUACUGCAGGUCACGUUUGGAGUGAGGUUACCCAUUAUCCAGGGUGGCACAUUUACUCUUCUGGUACCCUCCAUGGCUUUACUGUCAAUGCCUGAAUGGACCUGUCCGGCCUGGACACAGAACAGCAGCCUGGUCAACACUUCUUCACCCGAGUUCAUCCACGUUUGGCAGAGCCGCAUGCAGGUGCUUCAAGGGUCAAUCAUGGUGGGCUCCCUCUUUCAAGUGCUGGUGGGAUUCUCGGGUCUCAUUGGCCUCUUCAUGCGUUUCAUUGGCCCUUUGACCAUCGCACCAACCAUUUCACUCAUUGGUCUGUCGCUGUUUGACUCCGCUGGCAUGAACGCAGGAGACCACUGGGGCAUCUCUGCAAUGACAGCAUGUUUAAUAGUGAUAUUCUCGCAGUAUCUCCGGAAUAUCGCCAUUCCCUUCCCCUCAUACAGCAGAGCCAAGAAGUUCCACACCAGCAGGAUUUACAUAUUUCAGAUUCUGCCUGUCCUGCUGGGAAUCACUCUGUCAUGGUUAAUUUGCUACAUUCUGACCAUCUACAACGUCCUGCCAUCAGAUCCUGACCAGUAUGGUUAUCUCGCUCGGACUGAUGUUAAUGGAGAUGUUACGGGAAGAGCGCCUUGGUUCAGAUUUCCCUACCCAGGUCAAUGGGGUGUGCCAUCUGUGAGUCUGGGAGGAGUUUUCGGGAUCCUGGCAGGGGUCCUAUCCUCGAUGAUCGAGUCAGUGGGUGAUUAUCAUGCCUGUGCCCGGCUAUCAGGUGCCCCUCCACCACCCAGACAUGCCAUCAACAGGGGCAUUGGCAUUGAAGGCAUUGGCUGUCUGCUGGCAGGUGCUUGGGGCACCGGCAAUGGAACCACCUCCUACAGCGAGAAUGUCGGAGCGUUGGGAAUCACCAAAGUCGGCAGUCGCAUGGUGAUUGUGGCCAGUGGGUUUAUAAUGAUCAUAAUGGGAGUGUUUGGGAAAAUUGGAGCCAUAUUCACCACAAUACCGACUCCUGUGAUUGGAGGGAUGUUUCUGGUCAUGUUUGGGGUCAUUACUGCAGCAGGAGUUUCAAACCUACAGUAUGCUGAUAUGAACUCUUCACGCAACAUCUUCAUCUUCGGAUUCUCCAUGUUCUCUGGGCUUGUCAUUCCCAACUGGUUACUGAAAAAUCCCACAGCCAUAGCAACAGGUGUUGUUGAACUGGAUCAGGUGCUUCAAGUUCUUCUCACAACAAGUAUGUUUAUUGGAGGAUUCUUUGGAUUUCUCCUUGAUAACACGAUCCCUGGAACAAAGCGUGAACGAGGCAUCGUCACGUGGAACAGUGCUCACCAAAACGAGUCUGAGAACACAUUAGAAAGUGAUGAUGUGUACGGGCUGCCCUGCGGAAUAACUGCCCGUUUCUCGUCUUUCUCCUGGACCAAAUAUGUGCCUUUCUGCCCUUCACAUAAAAACCCCUCACAAGAUGACACGCCAUCCAGUUCUGAUUCUUUGGACAUGAAAACGGAGCCAAACAAAGAUGAUUCCCACAUCAUAGAUGGGGUGGCAUUAUAGUCUAUGAUGAAUACUUGUGUUCAUCUGUGAUGGUGUGAUGUAGUAAAGGCUCUUUUGACUCUUGAAUCAUGUGCUGAGGUGUAAUGACUCACUGAACUGAGAAGGCAGCUACUUUACAUUCAUUCAAUUCGCUUCCCUGAUUAACACUGUACAAAUAUUUUAUAUUUCUAAUAUGCAGCAGUACAGUUAAAAUCUCUGUUUUCAUGUGUAUGAACACUGAAUAAAGCAUAAAGCAAAGUACUUAAUUUUCAGUAAACAUAAUGGUAACAUGGACCAAUUUAAUGUUUAUUUUCUUGUUAAAGAUGCCUUUGGGUGUGUAAACAAGGAAGUGCUUCAUUUAAUGACCUUUUUCUAAUCACCAUGUUUUUAUGUCUCAUAUUUUUCUUUGUUAAAAUGCUUAUAAUUUUAAAUGGAAAGAUUAUAUAGCUGACAUACUGUAUAUUGUACAUACAAUUGAUGUUUUGAUUUAAUUGUUUUACUAUUAAAAACCUAAA
Molecule: messenger RNA, 2441 nt
Organism: Myxocyprinus asiaticus (Chinese sucker)
Lineage: Eukaryota; Metazoa; Chordata; Actinopteri; Cypriniformes; Catostomidae
Gene: slc23a4
Product: solute carrier family 23 member 4
Exons: 12
Coding region: 88-1947 (619 amino acids)
Biological process (GO): transmembrane transport
Cellular component (GO): membrane
Molecular function (GO): transmembrane transporter activity
Source: RefSeq, a predicted model, not a curated record